Messenger RNA from Cydia pomonella (codling moth), 3611 nucleotides. RefSeq names its product NADP-dependent malic enzyme. The transcript is spliced from 12 exons. Gene Ontology annotation, cellular component: mitochondrion. Bases 125 to 2050 code for a protein of 641 amino acids. The record is from RefSeq and is a predicted model, not a curated record. Gene Ontology annotation, biological process: malate metabolic process; pyruvate metabolic process. Lineage: Eukaryota; Metazoa; Arthropoda; Insecta; Lepidoptera; Tortricidae. Gene Ontology annotation, molecular function: malate dehydrogenase (decarboxylating) (NADP+) activity; malate dehydrogenase (decarboxylating) (NAD+) activity; NAD binding.
CCGACAUUUUAAUAUAAUAAAAUCUUUAAAAUCAAACUAAGUUCUUCAAAAAUAUAUUUUAUUUACUUUUUAGUAAACGUUUUCUCUGUGAUAUUAUUUGAUCUCUUUGGUAUUUAAUUUGAAUAUGGAAUUUCUGUCGCGUAAAGUCAGAUCGAACGGGCAGCUUGACACCCGUCAGGUGAAUGGCGCGGGCACUUUACAGAGUACACGGAGCGAGUGCGCCAUGGGUCCCCCCGCGGUGCGAGACAAAACCGGCGCGUUCGGCGGCGAACGGCAGUCGCAGGCCGACGCCAGAGCCAAGUGCACGUUCGACGCUAUGGACCGCGACAGACUCGGACUUUGGGGCUGUGGGGACGGACAGUCCUCCAGCCGGCUGUCGGGGCUCGACCGGCUCAAACACCCCGGCCUGAACAAGGGCUUGGCGUUCACGAUCGAGGAGCGCCAGAUGCUGGGCAUCCACGGGCUGUUGCCAGCACGUGUAAAGAGUCAGGAGGAACAGGUGCAGCUCUGCAAGCUCUCCAUCGACCGCUAUGAAGAGCCCUUGAACAAGUAUAUCUACCUCAUGGGACUCUUGGACCGCAACGAGCAUCUGUUCUACCGCUUUAUCGGCGAGAAUGUGGCGGAGAUGAUGCCCAUAGUAUACACGCCCACCGUGGGGCUAGCCUGCCAGAAGUACGGGCUCAUCUACCGUCGCCCGCGUGGGCUGUUCAUCACCAUCCACGACAAGGGACAUGUCUACGAUAUCCUUAAAAAUUGGCCUGAAACGGACGUCCGCGCGAUCGUGGUGACGGACGGCGAGCGCAUCCUGGGCCUGGGCGACCUGGGCGCGUGCGGCAUGGGCAUCCCCGUCGGCAAGCUGUCGCUCUACACCGCGCUGGCCGGCAUCAAGCCGCACCAGUGCCUGCCCAUCACGCUAGACGUGGGCACUAACACCCAGUCGCUCCUGGACGACCCGCUGUACAUCGGGCUGCGACACAAGCGCGUCCGAGGCGCCACCUACGACGAGUUCAUCGACGAGUUCAUGUGCGCGGUGGUGCGCCGCUUCGGACAGAACUGCCUCAUCCAGUUCGAGGACUUCGCUAAUGCUAACGCUUUCAGGCUGCUCGAGAAGUACCGGGGAAAGUUCUGCACUUUCAACGACGACAUUCAAGGCACCGCGGCGGUGGCGGUGGCCGGGCUGCUGGCCAGCUUAAGGCUCACCGGCACCAAGCUGUCGGCGAACACCAUUGUCUUCCAGGGCGCCGGCGAGGCUGCUCUCGGCAUCGCGGAGCUAUGCGUGAUGGCGAUGAAGGCGGAGGGCACGAGCGACGCGGAUGCGCGCGCGCGCAUCUGGAUGGUGGACUCCAAGGGCCUCAUCGUCAAGAACCGGCCCGAAGGUGGCCUGAACCAUCACAAGGAGAAGUUCGCACAAAAUCGUCCAACCAUCAAGACACUUGCCGAAGUCGUUGAAACUGCCAAGCCUACAGUGCUUAUCGGUGCGGCUGCGAUUGGCGGAGCGUUCACGCCGGCCAUCCUCCAGCGCAUGGGCGAGUUCAACGACAAGCCGGUCAUCUUCGCGCUGUCCAACCCCACCAGCAAGGCCGAGUGCACUGCCGAAGCCGCUUACUCCAACACUGGCGACCGCGCGAUCUUCGCGUCGGGCUCGCCGUUCCCCGAGUACCGCGCCAAGGACGGGCGCGCGCUGCGGCCCGGGCAGGGCAACAACUCCUACAUCUUCCCCGGCCUCGCGCUCGGCAUCAUCUGCGCCGGCCUCAUCGACAUCAGCGAGGACUUCAUGCUGCUGGCGGCCGAGUCCCUGGCGGAGAUCGUGUCGGACGAGGACCUGGCGCACGGCGGGCUGUACCCGCCGCUACAGAACAUUCAAGAAUGCUCCAUCAAGAUCGCUAAAAAGAUCGUUGAGCAUGCCUACAAGACUGGCAAAGCGACAGUGCAGCCGCAGCCGGUGGACACGGAGGCGUUCAUCCGCGCGCAGAUGUACGACGUGCGGUACGGCAACGCCGUGCCGCCCGUGUACUCGUGGCCCACAGAGCCGCGCGUCGACGUCGUCUAGCCUCGCACCAACCCGGCGGUCACGAAUCACUAACUAACCUUCUAUUUCACUAAGCACAUAAGGUUCACUGUGUUUAUGUAAAUAUAUAUUCUUUUGCGCGGAAAGUUCUAAGUAUAAUAUAAAGAUCGUAUUUAGGAGGUAAAUUAGUGACUAGUGAUUUAUCGUCAGUACACCUUAAAGUCGCUUAUGUCAAAUAUUUUCCAAAUAAGUAUAUAUCACAAUGGUAAAAUUUAUGUAAAUGUUAAUUGCGGCGACUUUAAGAUAUGUAUAAAAUUUUGUGCAAUGGGACGCCUUUCUCAUCCCAAGCUACAAUAAACAUGAAAGCAGUUUGCAAUCUGUGAUGCAACGUAUAUAUUUAUAUAAACUUAAGUUAAAAUUUCUAGAAGAAAUAUCUAAUAUGAACUUUGAAACACAAGUUAAAAAAACUUAGGUUAAGUGCAUUUACGUGCCGAGUAGGCACUUUUGAGAAAAUUGUUAGUGCUUUGUUAUACGAGUUGUUAGUGCUUUGUUUUACAAGGGGGCAAGGAUUGUAUUUAACCGCUCGUGCUAAUAUUGAUACCCGAGCAAGCGAAGAUUCUAAAAGUGCAAUCUUGAACGUUGCGAUGGUUUCAAGGAACGAGGGUUAAACAAACUUUGCCUCCGAGUGAAACAUACAAAUUUCCACCACACCAACGCGAGUAUGAUAUAUACCAAAAAAUCAAACCCGAAUGAAUGUAAUAAAAAAAUAUUCUACCAGCUAACAUAAGGAAACAACUCAAACUUUGCAUCUGAUUACUUUGCCCCACAUGUGGAUAAAAUGCAACUUUCUCAUUAGUUUUAAAACAAUCAAGAGGGCUUUUACCAGUUGGUGUGGUGAAAAUUAAAUUAUCCAUGAACUCACUACUGUAGAAAAAAAGAUAACAAAAAUAAGGCUUUCUAUUUCCAGUAGAGCCAGCGUUCAAUAUGACAAAUGCCUUUUCUGACAUCAGCGAAUAUUAUGUGGUCGUUACAUUUAUCAUUCCAAAAUAUUCUUGGCGGUGUUUAAAUAUUUUCGUACCUAGUUAUUUAUGAUUAUAUGACAUGAGUAUAUGACACUAUUGUUUUCUGUUAGAGACAAAAAUUUUGUUGAAAUUAUUUAGAUGUAUGAUUAUUUAUUUACCUAACAUUAGACUGCAUUCCAUCUAACUGGAAAUGUUUCCAAUCAAAACGUUAACUCUUGUAUUUUAUUGUUUUAGUAUCUCGCAAGUAGUUCUAGGUCGAUGGAUUCCAGUCGUCGUUUAUAUGUACUUAAAGAUUUCAAUCAUUUGCCGAUGAUAUUUACGGUUAUGUCGAACUAUCUUCGAACAAAGAUUUCUAUUAGUUAUAAAACUUUAUAACUUAUAAUUGGUGUUUAUGUUGGAAGUUACCCGGAUCUAAAUUGUGGUUCAUAAUAUUUUUUAUAUGAGGUAGAUUUUAUAAUGGCUCAGGUUUUAGCUCCGUUCCUUUUGUAUACGCCGAGAUAAAACUAAGCAGACGCUUGUGUGGAUGCUACACGGCAUUAACGAGGUAUUUAUAAUAAAAAUUAAUAAAUUCAUGAAAUGUU